Cyprinus carpio (common carp) is the source of this 1814-nucleotide messenger RNA. RefSeq names its product sialic acid-binding Ig-like lectin 12. Bases 117 to 1280 code for a protein of 387 amino acids. NCBI's taxonomy places the organism in Eukaryota, Metazoa, Chordata, Actinopteri, Cypriniformes, Cyprinidae. The record is from RefSeq and is a predicted model, not a curated record. The transcript is spliced from 7 exons.
UUGCUGAAAUUAGAAACGGAUGAAGAGCAAGGAAAACGCAACCAAUCUUAUCAGAAUAAAAACUACUGUCACAUCAGGGUUUUUGAGCUCUUCAAAUAGUGGCACAUUAGUUGGAGAUGCUGCAAAUUCUGUUCAUCUUGACUGUCAUUAUAAUGACAAGCAGUGAGCUUUCAUACACUGAUGCACGAACUAACUUCUCCAUCAAAGUAGAAGACAACAUCACUGGAGAGGACGGUUUGUGCAUCAUAGUGUUCUGUGUUGUCACUAUCCCUGAAAGUGUCUCAGAUCCCAUUAGGACAACCUGGUUCAAAGGAGAUCCACAAAACCUGUCUGUUGAAGUUUCUAAUUUUAAUAGAAAUAUUGGAUUUCUUAAAAAUAAGAAAGAGUGCAGCUUUUCGAUAAACCAGUUGGUUCAGGGCAAAUCUGAUGGUGAAUACAGAUUAAAACUGGAGUGGGGAGAAGGAAACGUGUAUAUCUUUCCUCAGACAGUAAAUAUUACUGUUAAAGAGCUUACCCAGAAACCAACAAUAAACGUCCCACUGCUCACAGCGGGAGAGAAGGCCGAGAUAUCAUGUAAAGUUCCAGGGGACUGCUUACUACCCUUAGCAGAUAUUGUGUGGACAGGCAUUAGGCCUAAUAAUACUAGACUUGGAGCUCGUGGAGUGCCUGGCAGGAGUGAGCACUUUUCUAUAAUGACUUUUUAUCCUAAGCCUGAACAUCACAAUACUGAGCUCACCUGCACAGUGACACUUCAAGGACGUAUUCGGACUGAAAGUACUGUCAUCCUCAAAGUAAGACAUUCCCCAGUAAUCCUGAACAGCUCUCGUUGUUUUGUGUGGGGUGAUGAACUGAGAUGCAUGUGUGUCAGCAGUGCUGUGCCGUCACCCCAGAUAUCCUGGCCAGUAUUGAAAGAUAGCACUAAACACAGCAGUGCUGUUUCAGUAGAGGAGAACAUCAGCAUUAGCAACAUCUCCAUUCCUGGAUUUAGUAAAGUCAGCGCUACCGUUGAAUGUGUCAGUGAGAAUCUCAUUGGUGCGACAAAGAUGGAACUCCAAGUGCACAAUCAUGCUGAAAGACCCCAAGAAAUAAGUUACAGUUUGUCAACCCCUUGGAUAUUAUUUACCCUUUCAUUUGUUCUAAAUGUCAUCUUUGCUUCCUGUUUGAUUGUCAUCGUUGUACGGAGGAGAGAAAAAUGUAUGAAACCAGUAGAUGACAACCAUGUCUACAUGACUGCAAUGAAGAGAGAGGAAUCUGUGUAUGAGACUAUCAAAAUGUCAUGAGAGAGGUCUUAGUGAUUUGAUCAGUACAUUACAGUUUUUUAUUACCCAUCUUUUGGUCUCUAUUUUUUGCUUAUGUUAAAAAACAUAAUUCUCUCAUCAUUUUCUCCUUGUGAUGUCCCAGAUGUAUAUGACUCUAAAGAUGAACACAAAAAUCAUAAUUAAUUCCCUCAUCUCUCACCCUCAUGACUUCCCAGAUGUACUGUAUGGCUUUCUUUAGUUGAAAAUGAACAGUUUGCACGUAAUGUCAGCAGCUUGUGAAGCAUGAUGUCUGUGCCUUUCUCGAAAAGUGAAUGGACCCUCUUUGUUCGUCAAGUGAACACACAGUUGACUGGAAGUGAUGGUUUAUAAGUUAAAAACUUAGAAAUAUUACUAUUGUUGUCACACUCCUCUAUCAUUUCUUUUUAGAAGACACUGAUUCUUCAACAGGAAUCCUUUAUAUGGAUUACCGUUGUGUACAUUUUGAAUGGUUUCUGAAGCUUUAAAGGGUUAGUUCACCCAAAAAUGAAAAUUAGCCCCUCAUUUACUCACCCUCAA